This is a messenger RNA of Psammomys obesus (fat sand rat), 1615 nucleotides long. It is a transcript of the gene Gas8, whose product is annotated as growth arrest specific 8. Bases 51 to 1487 code for a protein of 478 amino acids. NCBI's taxonomy places the organism in Eukaryota, Metazoa, Chordata, Mammalia, Rodentia, Muridae. Gene Ontology annotation, molecular function: small GTPase binding; microtubule binding. The record is from RefSeq and is a predicted model, not a curated record. Gene Ontology annotation, biological process: flagellated sperm motility. The transcript is spliced from 11 exons. Gene Ontology annotation, cellular component: microtubule; motile cilium; Golgi apparatus.
GCUGAUCAGCGCCUGUUCCCGGGUAGUGGCGGUGCUGGACCGGCGGCAGCAUGGCGCCCAAAAAGAAAGGGAAGAAAGGCAAAGCCAAAGCCACCACGAUUGUUGACGGCGUCCCUCCGGAGGAGAUGACCAAGGAUCAGGUGGAGGAGCACAUCGCCCGAAUCCGGGAGGAGCUGGACCGGGAGCGGGAGGAGCGCAACUACUUCCAGCUGGAGCGAGACAAGAUCCACACCUUCUGGGAGAUCACACGCAGGCAGCUGGAGGAGAAGAAGGCUGAGCUGCGGAACAAAGACCGAGAGAUGGAGGAGGCUGAGGAGAGGCACCAGGUGGAGAUCAAGGUGUACAAGCAGAAAGUGAAGCACCUGCUGUACGAGCACCAGAACAACUUGGCGGAGGUGAAGGCGGAGGGCACCGUGGUGAUGAAGCUUGCGCAGAAGGAGCACCGCGCGCAGGAGGGCGUGCUGCGCAAAGACAUGCGGCUCCUGAAGGUGGAGCUCAAGGAGCAGGAGCUGGCCAGCGAGGUGGUCAUCAAGAACCUGCGGCUGAAACAUGCUGAGGAGAUCUCCAAAAUGAGAAAUGACUUUGAAAGGCAAGUUCGAGAAAUCGAGGCCAAGUAUGACAAGAAGAUGAGGAUGCUGAGGGACGAGCUGGACCUGCGGAGGAAGACGGAGAUCCAUGAGGUGGAGGAGAGGAAGAACGGCCAGAUCAGCGUUCUAAUGCAGCGCCAUGAGGAGGCCUUCACCGACAUCAAGAACUACUACAACGACAUCACGCUCAACAACCUGGCCCUAAUCAAUUCCCUCAAGGAACAGAUGGAGGACAUGCGGAAGAAGGAGGAGCAUCUGGAGCGGGAGAUGGCAGAGGUGUCGCUGCAGAACAAGCGGCUGAUGGAGCCUCUGCAGAAAGCCAGGGAGGAGAUGAACGAGAUGCAGAAGAGACUUGCCAACUUCCAGAGGGACAAGCAGAUCCUAAUUUGCACAAAGGCUCGUUUAAAGGUCACCGAGAAAGAGCUGAAGGACCUACAGUGGGAGCAUGAGGUGCUGGAACAGCGGUUUGCUAAGGUCCAGCAGGAGAGGGACGAGCUGUACCAGAAGUUCACUGCGGCCAUCCAGGAGGUGCAGCAGAAGACAGGCUUCAAGAACCUGCUGCUGGAGCGUAAGCUGCAGGCACUGAACACAGCGGUGGAGAAGAGAGAGGUGCAGUUCAACGAGGUUCUGGCAGCCUCCAACCUGGACCCGACAGCACUGACGCUUGUGUCCCGUAAACUUGAGGAUGUCCUAGAAUCAAAGAAUACGACCAUCAAGGAUCUACAGUAUGAACUGGCCCGGGUCUGCAAGGCCCACAAUGACCUGUUGCGUACAUACGAGGCGAAGUUACUGGCCUUCGGGAUCCCCCUGGACAAUGUGGGGUUCAAGCCCCUGGAGACAGCAGUGAUUGGACAGACACUGGGACAGGGCCCCGCAGGGCUUGUGGUUGCCCCCACCUAGCCACCUUUUGGGCUUCAGCCUCUGGAGCUGGCCUUGCCCACUUCCCAGAUGACAUCCCUUCUACACCAAGAACAGCACGCUUCUGUUUUGUAGACUGCAGCAGCAGCAAUGAAAGUUUUCCACAUUUC